Molecule: messenger RNA, 3888 nt
Organism: Colossoma macropomum (tambaqui)
Lineage: Eukaryota; Metazoa; Chordata; Actinopteri; Characiformes; Serrasalmidae
Gene: slitrk4
Product: SLIT and NTRK-like family, member 4
Exons: 2
Coding region: 532-3033 (833 amino acids)
Biological process (GO): positive regulation of synapse assembly; regulation of presynapse assembly; axonogenesis
Cellular component (GO): glutamatergic synapse; membrane
Molecular function (GO): protein binding
Source: RefSeq, a predicted model, not a curated record
ACAAGUGCGGCUGCUGUUUGGACUGAACAUUAUUGUUUAGUCGCCUCUCAGAACUGUUGAGGAGGUGAAGUGUAAAGGGAGGGAAGGAGAGAAGAGGGGAAGAGGUGGGGGGGCGAACUAGCGAGCAAGCGAGCGCGUGAACUGAACUGAUGUUCCAGCUGAAUCAUUGACAUUCGCGCGCCUCGCCUCUUCCUCCUCCGGCUGGAGAAUGCCGGAGUUGGUCUCGUGCCUGCGCUCGAGCGACGCGCCUUCGUCGGUUCUGAGGUAAAACCGUCAGCCCCCCCCGCUUGUCGAGUGGCGAGAGCUUCGAGAUGCCUCGCAAAAGCUCCGCGAGGCUGGGAUUUUACCACAGAGCGUGCGCUGGGAACAAGUGGAGCCUGACUGGAAGAGACGCGAAGGCUGAAAUCUGAAGCUGGACUGAAUGGGAGCAUUCCCUCUGCUGCGGUGUCAUCAUCUUUAGAGACGAUAGACGAUAUUUUGGGACGUUGCGGGUUACUAAAUGGUUUUCUGGGGGAUUUUUAAGAGGCAAAAAUGCUGCUGCUCGUUCUGUUGGCCUUUUCCGUAUCGAGCUCAUUUUCCGACUCGGAUUCUGACCUCUCGGCUGAGACCUGCAGCGCUUGCUCUUGCAUGUCCAUCGAGAACGUCCUCUAUGUGAACUGCGAGAAAAUAACUGUGUACAGACCGACGCAGCUGCUCCCUCCAGCAUCCAGCCUCUACCAUCUGAAUUUCCAGAACAACCUUUUGUACAUUCUUUACCCCAACUCUUUUGUGAAUUUCACGCACGCAGUCUCUCUCCAGCUGGGCAACAACAAACUGCAGAACAUUGAGGGAGGGGCCUUCAUGGGACUCAGUGCGUUAAAGCAGUUGCACUUAAAUAACAAUGAAUUAACAGAGCUCCGGGCUGACACUUUCCGGGGGAUCGAGAACUUGGAAUACCUCCAGGCUGACUACAAUUUAAUCAAGUAUAUCGAGAAGGGAGCCUUCAACAAAUUGCAUAAGCUGAAGGUCCUAAUUCUAAAUGACAACCUUAUUCAGAGCCUUCCCGAGAACAUUUUUCGCUUCGCCUCCCUCACGCACUUGGAUAUACGAGGGAACAGGAUACAGAAGCUCCCGUACCUCGGAGUUUUGGAGCACAUUGGGAGGAUAGUGGAAUUGCAGUUGGACGACAACCCGUGGAAUUGCACAUGUGAUUUGUUACCUCUGAAAGCCUGGUUGGAGAAUAUGCCCUACAACAUUUUCAUUGGGGAGGCUAUAUGCGAGACUCCCAGUGAUCUGUACGGUCGACUGUUGAAGGAGACCAACAAACAAGAACUGUGCCCUAUGGGAGUUGGCAGCGACUUUGACGUGAGGAUGCCCCCCUCCCAGCCAGAGGGUGGGCACACCACGUCCAUCAUUGCGCCAUCCACGAUAGCAUCCUUAGUUACCAAAGCACCCAAAACUACAAACCCCUCCAAAAUUUAUGGCAACGGUAUUGUUGCCGGUAUUCCAGUGGGUAAAAAUGGCCAAAUUGUGUCCUAUCAAACCCGAAUCCCUCCCCUCUCCUGUCCUCAGCCCUGCACUUGCAAAGCUCACCCAUCUGACUUUGGCAUUAGUGUCAGUUGUCAGGAAAGGAAUAUCCAGAGUCUAGCUGAUCUUAUACCUAAGCCGCCAAACGCCAAGAAAUUGCACCUCAGUGGUAAUUACAUUAGAAAUAUCAGCCCCACUGACUUCCAAGGGUUUGAGGGAUUAGAUCUGUUACACCUGGGCAGUAAUCAAAUAUCCACCAUCCAAAAAGGUGUGUUUGGAAAUCUGACCAACCUCCGUAGGUUAUACCUCAAUGGCAAUCAACUUGAACAGCUUCACCCUGAAAUGUUCCUCGGGCUCAGUAACCUCCAGUACUUGUAUUUGGAAUACAACGCCAUAAAGGAGGUGUUAGCUGGGACGUUUGACUCCAUGCCAAAUUUGCAGCUCUUGUAUCUAAACAACAACGUGCUCAGAAGCCUGCCUGCUUAUAUUUUCGCUGGCGUCCCCCUCGCUAGACUGAAUCUGAAGAACAAUCACUUCAUGACUUUGCCCGUGAGCGGUGUGCUGGACCAGCUUAGAUCGCUCACUCAAAUAGAUCUGGAGGGCAAUCCCUGGGAAUGCUCAUGUGAUUUAGUUGCUUUGAAACUGUGGUUGGAGAAACUAAAUGAGGGAGUCGUCGCCAAGGAGGUCAAAUGUGCAUCCCCAGUGCAGUUUGCAAACAUCGAGCUACGAGAACUGAAAAACGAGAUUCUGUGCCCCAAGCUCAUUGCUAGGCCUCCUUUUAUCUUGACUAGCGCCACCCCCGUGGUCACGUCCAUGUCACCUGCUGGUGUUGGCAAGGCGCCUCCUGGUGGGCCGGUGCCCCUGUCGAUCAUGAUCCUGAGUAUACUGGUGGUCUUGAUCCUUACUGUCUUUGUUGCUUUUUGCCUGCUGGUCUUUGUGCUGAGACGGAACAAAAAGCCUGCUGGGAGGCAGGAAGGCCUGGGCAGCCAGGAGUGCGGCUCCAUGCAGCUCCAGCUCAGGAGGCACAAUCACAAAUCCAAUAAGAAGGACGACCUCGGAGGAGAGACCUUUAUCCCCCAGACCAUCGAGCACAUGAGCAAAGCCCAUACGUGUGGCCUCAGAGACGCUGAGUCCGGCUUCAAGUUCGCCGACUCCCAGAGACAGAAAAUGGUCUUGCGCACCAGCACAGAUAAAGACAAGGACUCUCUAAGUCUGGAUGCCAGGAAAAGACUGAGUACCAUCGACGAGCUAGAUGAGUUCUUGCCAGGAAGAGAGUCCAGCAUGUUCCUACACAACUACUUGGAGAACAAAAAGGAUUUCAACAGUAUAGGGGUGAGUGGCUUUGAGAUCCGUUACCCCGAGAAACCACAUGACAAAAAAAUGAAAAAGUCAUUAAUAGGGGGCAACCACAGUAAGAUAGUUGUUGAGCAGCGCAAAAGUGAGUAUUAUGAACUAAAAGCAAAGCUCCAAGGGACCCCUGACUACCUUCAAGUACUAGAGGAACAGACAGCCCUCAGUAAAAUGUAGGCCUCUCAUCUUCAUUUGCCCCUUAAUGACAAAAAAAAAGUGCCUUGUGGGAAAUAUUAAUGACCAAUGGAAUACUGGACAAAAGUUUAAUUACUCAAAAUAUAACUUAGAAUUGGUGGCUGUGUUACGAUUUACCUUUUUGUUUUCAAAGUGAUGAUGCCAUUACAAAGUAUAAGAGUCACAUCAGUCUAUAAGAGAGGAUUUACAGUACCUUAUAACACAUGUAGUUUGCUGCUAUUGAAAUGGGUUACAUCAGAUUAUUUUUAACUUUUGUUUUUUAACCAAAUUAUUGGGUCAUGAAACGGUGUUGAGUGUAAUCCAUAUUGACCCUUGUUCAUUGUUUUUUGGUUGGAAGUAUUUUUAGGGUGCUUUGGAUGACAAAAUGAAAUGGAGCUCGAAGAUUGGCAAGUUGGGCGCAGGCAUGAAAGUGUUGGAAUCCCCCAGAGUCCCCUCUCUUUUGGAUUUUAAUUUGACACUUUUUUGGGGCCUUGAAACUGGUGGAUUCAGUUUUAACUGAAGGCACUGACAGUUCGACGUGUUCGCAUUUUGGAUUAUUCCGUCCAUUGUUUCUGUAAAGAGCCAUUUAAAAUUGUUCUAAUGAAAUGUGAUUCUUCUUGAAGUCUUUGGGUACGGCACAUGACAGGACAUUCAUAAACCCAAGAAAACAAACAAACAAACAAACAAACAAACAAAAAAAAACUUCAUAGCUGCUUGCCAUGUAAGCGUAUCUGAUUUAUUUUGUAAGUCAACAUUAUUUGUAUUUGUGGGGCAGUUUGUAAAUUACAAAGGUCAACAAUUCUACAAUCUCAUCGAAACAUAAAUGGAUUCAAGAAAAAAAAUCGAAAAUUAAAAAGA